CAACUAGUGAAGAACACUUUUAGCAAGUUUUACAAGAGGCACAGAAUAGCUGCCUGAGCUAAGCUGAAUAAUUGGAGAAACAAACUGUCUGGAUGCCAAGGAAGGAUUUUUCAGUGAAAAUAAAGUAACAUCUGUACAUUCAUAUAAUUUGCUUGGAUAAAGUGAAUCUUCAUACCAUUAACUGACCUAGUGUGUUGCAUACAAACAAAGGGAGCAUGCAUGUUUCUUUUAAAAACCAUAAAAUGGCUAGCUAUCACUUACAUUUCAAACAUCGAUAAACCGGCUCUAUACCUCCCUACCUACUCACACAGUACAUUUUCAAUGGAAUCAGAAAGCGUGUCAUAUUUCACAACUCUAAUUGGCUUUUGUAUUUGUGAUGCCUUGGCAGUAGAGGUCAAAGUUGAACUCACUCUCCUGGACAAGGAGAAGGAAGCGGAACUGAUGUCUCCAAACGGUAAGGCUAGUCCGUUCUCAGAGUGCCGUCCGAACGGUUCUCUAGGUCACUGCUCGGAUGAAGACUCGUCCGCCCUGCGUCUCUCGCACAAACACAGAGACUAUAUCGAGGCCACCGUGUGUCACGUCAAAGACCUGGAGAACGGACAAAUGCGUGAGGUGGACUUGGGGCUGGGCAGAGCUCUGCUCAUUAAAGAACAUGGGGAAUUCUCUGCCAUGGGGCACAAAUGCCCACACUACGGGGCACCACUGGUUAAGGGGGUUUUAUCUAAAGGGCACGUCCGGUGUCCGUGGCAUGGGGCAUGUUUCAACAUUGCAACUGGAGACAUUGAGGACUUCCCAAGUCUGGACAGCCUUCCCACUUUUCAGGUCCGAGUUGAAAAGGAGAAGGUCAUUAUACGGGCGAACAAACAGGAUCUACAAACACAGAGAAGGACGAAGGCCAUGGCUAAGUGUACAGCUGUAAUCAACUCCAGUACAAGCUUUAGCCACGUUCUCAUCAUCGGAUCAGGUCCUGCUGCGUUGGUGUGUGCGGAGACGCUGAGACAGGAAGGGUUCACUGACCGCAUUGUGAUGUGUAGCAUGGACAAACACCCUCCGUAUGACAGGCCUAAACUGAGUAAGUCAUUAGAAAGCACAGCUGAGCAGCUACAACUGCGCUCAACCGAGUUCUUCCAGAACCACGACAUCGAACUGCUGCUGGACAAAGAGGUUGUGUCAGUCGAUGUAAAAACAAAGACUGCAAUGUUUCAGGAUGGCUAUAAGAUGGAGUACAGGAAGCUCUUCAUCGCAACAGGGAGCAGACCCAAGUCAAUCAACUACAAAGGUAAAGAUGUGAGCAACGUGUUUCAUCUCAGAACUCCUGAGGAUGCGAACAGCAUAGCCAGACUGGCCAGUAGCAAGAACGCUGUCAUUGUGGGCACCUCAUUCAUCGGUAUGGAGGUUGCAGCAGCUCUUACAGAUAAAGCUCACUCUGUCUCUGUGAUCGGCAUCGAUGCGGUGCCUUUCCGUAAAGCUCUGGGGGAGAAAGUAGGGAAAGCACUGAUGAAGCUGUUCGAGAUGAACAGGGUGAAGUUCUACAUGCUGAACGAGGUGUCAGAGAUGAAAGGCCAUCAUGGACAGUUAAAAGAAGUAGUGCUGAAAAGUGGCAAGGUCCUAAGAGCAGACGUGUGUGUUAUUGGUACAGGUUCAAGUCCCGCUACUGCAUUUCUCAAACAAAGUGGCUUGCACAUGGACUCCAAGGGAUUCAUAACUGUGAACAAGUUGAUGCAGACGAACGUGGAGGGAGUGUUUGCUGGUGGAGAUGUAGUGACGUUCCCUUUGUCUCUCCGUGGCAAUAAGAAGGUGAACAUCCCUCACUGGCAGAUGGCUCAUGUCCAUGGAAGGGUUGCUGCACUGGGCAUGAUGGGAAAAGUCUCAGAUAUUCGAACGGUGCCUUACUUCUGGACUGCGAUGUUUGGAAAAAGCAUACGCUAUGCAGGUUACGGGGACGGUUUCGAUGAUGUCAUCAUUCAGGGAGACUUGGACGAACUGAAAUUUGUGGCGUUCUACACAAAGAGUGAGGAGGUGAUCGCCGUGGCCAGUAUGAACUAUGACCCCAUUGUGUCUCGGGUCGCGGAGGUCUUCGGGUCUGGAAAGACGAUUAAAAAACGUGAUGUGGAGAUGGUCACCCAUGGCAAGACAGGAGAUAUCUCGUGGCUGAUAGAUAAAGGUUUGCAGUGAGAAUCCACCAGACUUCAUUGUGAAGCCGUUUAAUGGCAUUGCUGCUGAUUUGGGACCCUGCAUGCGGGAUGAGUUACUGAAAAAUGCCAAAACCUGGGCUCACAUAUGGCAUGAAGCUGUUUCCUACAAAAACCAAGAACUCCCUCACAGAGCUGUGAAUACACCUCCUCUCAACACUAACCUUAAAAUAACCGGGAGCUGCUUUGUAAAGAGAGUGCGGUCGGAUGCAGAUGUGACGCCGAGCUUGGCCUUUUCUGCUUGCGCACGAAGCGACUACCUGUACAUAGUUUAUAUAGAAGGAAGUAAAAAAAUUGGGAACGAUCGAGUUUUUAGUUUUUUGUAAAUGCAACACUGUAAAUACUUCUUACCUGGAAAUGCAUUGUAACACCACGUAAUGGAUUUCUUUCUACUGCAUCUUUGCAAGUUUGUAAUGCUAGCGAUUAGCUAUUCCAUUAACGAUCGCAUUGAUGGCCUUUGUACAGCUUUCGCAUUUGUAACGCCACUUUGGUACAACGUUUGCUAUGACAUCGCCUUUGAGAAAUCACACAUUUAUUUAGAAACAUAGGCUAAUCUAUUAUGAUCGUUAGCACAUAUACGUCUUGCUAGAAGUGUGACCGAGGCCAGGUUUCAGGCUGUUUUAGUCGACAUUUUAACAUCCCACAUGCCUUUAAUGUAUGCGAAUGAAGAAGAUUAAAACCUGGCCAGCAGAAUACAAAAAAUAUAUAUAAAAAAAUAAAAUAAAAUCAGUACCCUGAGCCCUUUUAAUGGAAAAAAGCAUGUUCCCUUGUCAUCAGUCCCUUAAUGCUGACUAACAGCUUAAUAUAUUGUACCUCUAAUGGUAACUUUGGUUGCCUUGCUGGUUAAUUGCACAAAGAAAGAAAUAAGUACAUAUUUAAAGCUAUACCUCAAAAAAAUAAUAUAUAUACAAAAAAAUAAUGCUAGUGAUAUAAAACUACAAGCUUGUAUUUGCUCUUUUAUCUUUUAUUGAUUGACGGAUCGAUCGAUGAUUGACUGAUGAAAUGAUUCUAUUUUUAGAUAGUAUGCAAUAAUUCUGAAUGCUGAACUGGUAGAGUUUGACCUCCUCAAACUCCUUUUUGUUACUAACUCAGGGAAAGGAGGCUCAUAGGACAGGGGUUUGUGCUGUUGAAACCCAGAAAUAAUAAAUUUGUUGCUUUUAAAUA
This is a messenger RNA of Silurus meridionalis, 3356 nucleotides long. RefSeq names its product apoptosis-inducing factor 3. Gene Ontology annotation, cellular component: cytoplasm; mitochondrion. Bases 220 to 2175 code for a protein of 651 amino acids. The record is from RefSeq and is a predicted model, not a curated record. The transcript has 19 exons. Gene Ontology annotation, biological process: execution phase of apoptosis. NCBI's taxonomy places the organism in Eukaryota, Metazoa, Chordata, Actinopteri, Siluriformes, Siluridae. Gene Ontology annotation, molecular function: flavin adenine dinucleotide binding; oxidoreductase activity, acting on NAD(P)H; 2 iron, 2 sulfur cluster binding.